Molecule: messenger RNA, 3760 nt
Organism: Dicentrarchus labrax (European seabass)
Lineage: Eukaryota; Metazoa; Chordata; Actinopteri; Moronidae
Gene: slc46a1
Product: solute carrier family 46 member 1
Exons: 6
Coding region: 180-1634 (484 amino acids)
Biological process (GO): transmembrane transport
Cellular component (GO): plasma membrane
Molecular function (GO): transmembrane transporter activity
Source: RefSeq, a predicted model, not a curated record
AAAUAUGCUAUGUCAAAAAAAAUGUAGUUCACCUCUUCGUCCAGACGGGGUUGCUGAGUCCCCCUUUAAUGUGCACCAGUAUCGCUUCCAGUUCAAUUGCCUUCAUGCGCGUUUUAUUUUGAAACGCAAAGUCAGCAGCAUAAACAAACUAGCAACGAUUAGCUUUGAGUCAGUGUGACAUGGACGAGCCGGACACCGCGGCGAUCCUCCCCGACGAUGAAGUGUCGACCAGCGGCUCAGCCGGGCAAAAAGAGGAGGCUGACGUGCCGACCACCCGCUCCGUACGACCACCGUUCACAUGCCCGCUGCCGGUGUCUGUGGAGCCAGUGUUGUUCCUGUCCAUGUUUUCUCUGGCCCUGCAGGCGCCUCUGUCCACACAGUACCUGUGGGACCGCAUCAGCGAGGACCUCGGCUACAACGGCUCCAAGGGGUCGGGGUGCAGCAACGGCUCCGUGCCCCCCGACCCUCUUCAGAAGGAGGUGGAAACGUUGACAGCCCACUGGAACCUGUACAUCAGUCUUGGAGGAUUUUCUGUAGGCCUGUUAGUGGUGCCUCUCCUGGGCUCAUGGAGUGACCUCGCCGGUCGCAGACCUGUCCUCAUCCUGCCCAACCUAGGCCUGGCCCUCCAAGCGGUGGUCUACCUAGUGGUGAUGUACCUGAAGCUACCUGUCAUCUACUUUCUAGUGGGCAGGCUACUUAGUGGCCUUUCGGGUGAUUUCAACGCCAUCCUGGCCGGCUGCUUCUCGUAUGUAGCUGACACCAGCGACAGAAGGUCCCGCACCUUCAGGGUGGCGGUCUUGGAGGCUUGUCUGGGCCUUUCAGGGAUGCUAGCCAGCGUCAUCGGAGGGCAGUGGCGGCGGGCACAAGGGUACAUCAACCCUUUCUGGCUGGUCCUGGCCACUAACUUGGCCUCGGCUCUGUACGCUUACCUGUUUGUCCGUGAGUCUGUCUUUCCAGACCCAAGUGUCCCGCUCUUCAGCUCUCGCCACUAUAAAGCUGUCUGGCACCUCUUCUCAACAGGAGGCAGUAGUAGUGAGGGAAGUGGCAGAUGUAAGCUGUGGCUUUACAUGCUGUGUUUCUUUCUGGUGGUGACUGUACACUUCGGCAGCAGGGAGUUGUAUGUGUUGUAUGAGCUCAGCUCACCGCUGUGCUGGGGGCCAGCUCUCAUUGGAUAUGGAUCAGCGGCUCAGCACCUGGCCUACCUUACCAGUCUGCUGGGGCUGAAGAUCAUGCAGCGAUGUCUGGCGGACUCCUGGGUGGCUCUCGUGGGUCUGGCAUCCAACGUCACUGGGCUGGUGGUCUUCUCUGUAGCGGACACUACGCAGCUUAUGUUCACAGGUUACGGUCUGUGUUUUCUCUUCAUGGCUGCAACACCUGUUCUUAGGUCAAAGCUGUCCAAGUUGGUGGACCCAUCCGAACAAGGUGCUCUUUUUGCGUCUGUUGCCUGUGUGGAGAGUUUAUGUUUUCUGGUGGGCAGUGGCCUCUUUAACUCCCUCUACCCAGCCACACUGCACUUCAUGAAGGGUUUCCCCUUCCUGUUUGCUGCCUUCAUCCUCUUCAUCCCUGCUGGAAUAAUUGGGACCCUGCAGUGUUUAGACCAGAGGAGAGGCCACAGAGACCCGACAGCAUCCUGACCUGAAGGGAGGUUUCAGUCUAUGAGGUGAGCAGCUCUGAGACAUCAUAUCAUCUGUGAUGCUGAGAGACUUCUUGGCCGUAACACAUUGACGGGGCAGCUGACUGUUGUUAGCUAGCUCAGUGAUGGGAUUCUUCCAACCAGUCACACCAAAGUGAUCAAGAGCAAAGGAUGAAGAAUCAACCUCCUGACUGUCAUUACAGUUUUUGCAUAGUCCUCCGAUAAUGAACAAGAUUCGAUACUUGCUUUCAUUUUGUGAUUUUACAUAUUUCCAUUACGACGUAAUGAGUGCCAAAGAAUGUGCCUUACAUUUCCAUUUUGAAUGUCAGUAGCUCUAAUGACACACGACAGGUGAAGGUGCUAAGAAUGUUUCAUAUCAAGCAUGGAUGCAAAGUAAUGUGUUUUCAGACGGUGAUUUAAGUGCAGUAGUAAUCAGUAAGUAAUCACUAAGUUUGACAUCCUUGACACAAUAAUGAUUAAUAUUUUUUAGGAUAUUAACGAUGGAAUUUUGAUCAAUCGCAAUUCAGCUUGCUGGACUGUAACACCCAAAGACAUUGAUCAUGGACCUUCUUAUUGUUUUUGUUUAACAUAUUUCUGUGUAUUUAUAACAACAAGGGCAAAAACUAUAAGGACAACAGGUAUAAGGACAACAUGUGGAAAGGGAUAAUGACAAGUGGAUUUAUACGCAGCUCAAGUAUUGUGAAACAUUUUCUGCAAGCCUGCUGUUAUAAUGUUUAUUAGUUUAAUUGUUUUUAUUGAAUCAUGUAUUCCGGUACAAUCAAUUUGUUGGUUCUCAUCUUAUGUAUGUAUAUGACUCUUUAACCCUCAGCAACAAAACUAGUAAGCAGAUUUCCUAAAAGUCUUUUCCAUUAAGCUCAGUCAAAAGCUGCUGCUCCUUUAUUUAUUUACAAAAGCCAACCACCGCUGUUAAAAUAGUAAUUUCGUAACAAAAGUGCCAUCAAGUGAUGAGAGACAACCUCACUUCUGGCAGUGAGUUUUAUUCCACAAAGGGAGGUAAAAGAUAUAAAUCUAGUUUUGCUUUGAGAUAUGUUCUAAAUCUACUAAUUGUCACUCAUUGAGAUCAUAUAGAAUGAGUCACGGUUAUAUAUAUGUGAUAUUUUUACUUAGAGAUAGAUGACUUAGAUGACGUGAUAGAUGAUGAUAAUGAACCAUUCUGAAUUAAUAACUAAUUUGGAGCAAAUACAAGUACAGAAACCGACCUGUGAUUGUAGCACAUUUUGUAUUCAGUAUAUAAGAUCAAGCUUUUUCUAGCCACCUGUUUACCUUUGUGUGCUUCUUUAUACUUCUACUGUACUACAUUACAGUAGCAAGUAUUGUACUUUUUACUCCUCACUCCUUACAUAAGUUACUACUUAAAUUGUGAUGGGUUUUUUUUAUAGGUUUAGAUAAGACUUUAUUGAUCCCCAGGGGGAAAUUCACGAGCUACUCAGCCGUACUUAUAGUAGUUGAAAUGAGACCCACCUUUAGCAGCUCUAGCGUGAUGUACACAUCAGUUAUAAUAAUCCAAUAAGAUCAUUUGCAAACUGUAGCCGCAGCCAGGGAUUACUGAGUUACCCUUUGACCCUCCCUCCUCUUUCCAUAAAGCAGAGCACAGUCCAGACUCCCUCCAGAGUCCCCCUCCCACCACCACAACAACACUCGAUAGUCCCAAAGCACAGGCCCACAGCCAACAUGCACACAGAGGUUGGGUCUUAGUCGCACAGUGAGGGAACAAGAGCUGCCGAAUCAGCUUUAAAAUGCACAAAGGGAAGUUUGGAGGUCAAGUGAAGUAUUAACUCAGAUAAUGUGAAUUGAUCUGCAUGAAGAUUAUUCUUGACAGUGGGUGGAUCAUGUGGUCACAGCCAUUCUUCAAGUGUCUAUUCUUCAUUGUGCAAUAUUUGUAAGUUGCAAUCAUUUUAUUUAUUGGAAUAUGACUGGAUCAUUUUGGAUACUUUGUGAUAAAGAUGGUGAUUACAUUUGUUUGUCACACAUAAUGAAGUUCAAAUAAAGACUUUCAUUGUGAAAUGUUUUAUAACACAUUUUAUUUGACCAUAUUUCAAAUGAAGGGAACAAAUUAUGUUUGUUUCACACUGAAAACAUUAAAAAACAUGAUGAUAAAAAAUAAAA